Rhizoctonia solani is the source of this 585-nucleotide messenger RNA. RefSeq lists its product as uncharacterized. The transcript has 4 exons. NCBI's taxonomy places the organism in Eukaryota, Fungi, Basidiomycota, Agaricomycetes, Cantharellales, Ceratobasidiaceae. The coding region runs from base 1 to 585 and encodes 194 amino acids. The record is from RefSeq and is a predicted model, not a curated record.
AUGUCUCUCAUUCGUAUCGCCGGUGCUGCCGCUCUUGUUUUGUCCUUUGGACUUCUGAUCCAUGCUAUGCCGGUACCUCAAUCAAUUGAGGACCUCCACAUCAAAGUAUGUGUUGGUGUGAACGUGGUUGUACAUGCCUUGCACAAGAUGGUUGUGGAUGGCGACCUCGAAUCCAAAAUCAAGGCCAUGGCACACGCCAACACCGCGGCUGAGCUCAAAGCUUGUGUGGCCGUGCUCGUCCGCUUGCUUGCAGCAUGUACCUCCGAUCUGGUCAAGAUUGGAGCUAAUGUAUCGAUCAAUGCUGACGAAAGGGCCAGCAUCGUUGGUUGCAUUGCCAGUACUAUUGUUCUCUUGGUCAGGGUGUGCGCCCAUGUAUCGGUUAAGCUUGGUAUCAACGCGGUUGCGACCGUCUUUGCGGAUCUUGAUGUUCAUGUCCGCGAUUUGCUCGUCAACCUCAACAUUUGCGUCGGUGGUAUCCUCGAGUUGAUCGUCAAGGCAUGCGUGUCUCUUACCGUUGGAUUUAUUGAUUCAGUCAAGUUGCAUCUCAUUGCCAAGGUUUGCGCGCAGGCUGGUCUUCAGUACUAA